This is a messenger RNA of Phyllotreta striolata, 2457 nucleotides long. NCBI's taxonomy places the organism in Eukaryota, Metazoa, Arthropoda, Insecta, Coleoptera, Chrysomelidae. The record is from the annotation of a GenBank genome assembly.
AUUUUUUCAUUCGACGUCGCAGGUGUGUGGUCGAAAACUAAAAUCAAGCAUCAAAUUUAGUUAAAUUCGCCAAUAAUUUCCACAAAAAACAACUUUUAAUCGACUAACUGAUUAAUUUUGAGUUCACACGUACCGCUGUACUGAAAUCUACGUCCGUGUAGGUUCGCACAAAGGCAGUUUAUUGAUUCGUGCCCGACAGAAAAUCUGGCAACCUCCGUGUGUAACACAAAGCUAGCAACAUGUCAGACGUAGAAACUCUCAGCUGAAAAGUCGCGUAUUUCGUGGGCAUUUACUCGGCGUAUUUGACGAUUUUUGUCAAAAAAAAAUCAUUGUAAAAUGAACGGUAACGAUGGUGAGGACAUUUGGCUAAACAGUUGGGAGCAACAAUGCGCUGAUUCGUUGGACCAACAACCCAAUUACGAACAGAAUCUGAUAACCGAAUCUAAUAAUUACCAAACUAGACUAUGGUCUUCCUUUCAAGACUCCGCCACGGCAGUAGCACAACUCUACAGAGACAGAUACUCGGGCGAGCCAGCUGCCAUUUGGUUGCAAUUUCAAACCGCUGCAGGGACAGUGACAUCCUUAUACAGAGAAUCGAGCGAAAGCCUGAGAAGAACGAACGAACUGGCCAAGCAGAGCGGCUACCAGAAAAGGAACAAUGAAAUAUUCAACUGGGCCAAAAGGAAAAGACGAUUGAUAAGAAGAGAAGACUUGCUGGCUUACUUGUCGGGCAAGCACCCGCCGCCUCCGAGCAGGCAGACCCACCACCAUCAUUCGCAUCAUAGGUUGUCGCCGAGACCGCGCAACAUAUCGCCGCCCCCGAACGUGGCGGCGACGGAAAUCAUCGAUCCGAAUCUGCGCACGUUCAGAGAGGCCUUGGUCACGUCGCCGUUGUGCGCCUUUAUAACGGGCGAGAUGGCGCGCCAUACGAAGAGACCGGCCAGCCCAUCGGACGUGACCAUGGGCAGUCCCACCCAGCACAAGCGACCGCGGUAUAUGUGAAAUAGGGAGUAUUGUUGAAACAUUGGAUGCGAACGAUUUGCUGGUUGGCUUUAUUGUCACGAUUUCGAUUGAGGUACUUUAUUUUUGGUCACCUCUGAUUCUUUUUUUUUUUUAAUUUUUAACUGGUUGUUUUUUUAGUAGUUUAUUGUCCUUUUUAUUAACGAGUCUAAUUCAUUUUUAGUCUGUGAUAAAUUUUUAUAUUGAAAUUUAUUGGUUGAUAUCGUUUUGGAUCGGAAUCGUGAUGGGUUGGCCGGCAAUAAAAAGUUUGUACAUAUUUUGAGUAAACUGUUCAUUGUAAAAUAUUAAGGGAAACAAUAAUGUACAUAAAGUUUAAUCCAAUAUUUCGUCAAGCUAUGUCGUAGGUAUAACGAUGAUAAAGACAAUUUUUCGUUGAACCAUGUUCGAGAGUAUAGGAUUUGUAAGUUUAUUUAGAGCAUCUUUUACGUGUCUAUACUAAAAAUAAAUCGAUAGGAAUUGCGCAAAUCAAUAAAUAUGUGUUAUUUUUGCAAUCAAUCUUAAUUUUCGCCAAUUGUAGAGGUUUUUAAGAAACCUCAUGAACCACAUUCAUUUUGUACAAACGUGUUUGUAUGUAAUAAUUUGCCAUGGAAUUUAAAUGCUAAUUUUAACAAACUAAAACACCAAUUUACUUGAAAGAUUCUGUGAUUACUGAUUACAAUAGGAAUAUACAACCUCGUCAUUACUUACUUUUUCUGCUAUAUAGAUUAAUAACGUCAUAAAAAUUAUAUAGUGCCUUAUAAAAUUACUAAUUUAAUUCGAGCACUUGGUUUCUUCAUUGCAGUUUAAUGUAAUUAAUUGGUAUUUUGAGUUAGGAAUGGCGAUUCUUCCCGAAAAAGAUCGUUUCGAACUCAUCGAAUCAAUCUCUUUUUCGAGUUCAUAUUUUCGAUGUAAUCGAAUGGGUAUCGGAAGACACCAAAAGUGAGGCUCUCUGCUGUACUUUUAUUGAACGCGGUUCAACUAAUGAUACAUUUGGUUGCGUUUUGAUUUGUGCUUCACUUUCCAAAGAUGGUGAUUAAAUAGUUCUCUUUAGUUUUCGACCAUAGAUCUGUAACGUUCCGUUCACACCGAGUUGUGGUUCAUAUCGCGGACUUGGCCGGAUUUUGAUUACUAAUUAGGUUUUAGUUGAAAGUUGAAGGAUAACCGAGGAGUCGCGUUUGUCCGUUUUUCGUCCGGUAAUCCAAUCACUUUGAUGUAAAAUCUCAUACUUAAAAUAAAAUUUUGGGUUUCCCCUAUUAGUACGAUUGCAAUCGUUGGAGCUGAUGAAUUAUUAUUAUCUGUGUAUGUAAUUUUUUUUAUUGUGUCGCUCGCUUCAGCCAUUCGGAAACUGUUACUUAUGAAAUCAUUGUUUUUAUUUAAUUUUUAUUGUUGUAUAUUUUGAUAUCGAUAAGAACUAUUUAAUAUUUAUAAGUUAUUGGGCUAAAAUUAAACGAAUAAUUU